Messenger RNA from Orycteropus afer afer, 1041 nucleotides. RefSeq names its product olfactory receptor 51Q1-like. Gene Ontology annotation, biological process: G protein-coupled receptor signaling pathway. Gene Ontology annotation, molecular function: G protein-coupled receptor activity; olfactory receptor activity. NCBI's taxonomy places the organism in Eukaryota, Metazoa, Chordata, Mammalia, Tubulidentata, Orycteropodidae. The record is from RefSeq and is a predicted model, not a curated record. The coding region runs from base 1 to 1041 and encodes 346 amino acids. The transcript has 2 exons. Gene Ontology annotation, cellular component: membrane.
AUGACAGAGUACACAGAAAAUGACUCUAUAUCAGUAGCACACAGACAAGAUACUUAUUGUGGGAAACAGAUUCUGGUUCUUCAUUCAUCAGUCAUAUCCAAGGAGUAUAACACCACCCAGGAUCCCUUCUACUUCAUCCUCACGGGCAUCCCUGGAUUUGAGGCCUUCCACAUCUGGAUCUCUAUUCCAUUUGGCUGUUUCUACACAAUUUCCAUCAUGGGCAACACCACCAUCCUUGCUGUCAUCCACAAAGAGCCAUCCCUCCACCAGUCCAUGUACCUGUUUCUCUCCAUGCUGGCCCUGACUGACCUUGGUCUCACCCUCACCACCCUGCCCACAGUCAUGCAGCUCCUCUGGUUCAAUAUUCACAAGAUCAGCUUUGAAGCCUGUUUUGCCCAGUUCUUUUUCCUCCAUGGGUUCUCAUUCAUGGAAUCCUCUGUCCUGCUGGCUAUGUCCUUUGACCGCUAUGUGGCCAUCUGUCGCCCCCUCCAUUAUGCCUCCAUCCUCACCAAUGAAGUCAUUGGCAGAAUUGGGUUAGCCAUCCUUUGCCGCUGUGUUCUGGCCGUUCUUCCUUCCCUUUUCCUACUCAAGCGCCUGCCCUUCUGCCACUCCCACCUCCUCUCUCACUCCUACUGCCUCCACCAGGAUAUGAUUCACCUGGUCUGUGCUGACAUCCGGAUCAAUAGCUGGUAUGGAUUUGCUCUGGUAUUGCUUAUUAUUGUGAUGGACCCGUUGCUCAUUGUGUUAUCUUAUGCAAUGAUUCUAAGAAGUGUCCUGGGUGUUGCCUCUACGGUUGAGAGACUCCGUGCCCUUAAUAACUGUCUGUCCCACAUUCUGGCUGUUUUGGUUCUUUAUGUCCCCAUGAUCGGGGUCUCUAUGACUCACCGCUUUGCUCAACAUAUCUCUCCACUGGUUCACGUUAUCAUGGCCAAUAUCUACCUGCUGGCACCUCCUGUGAUGAACCCUAUAAUUUAUAGUGUAAAGACUAAGCAGAUUCGCCAAGGAAUCUUUUACCUCCUUUUCCAGAGGAAAUUCCACUAA